CCUCUGAAGUGGAGGGAGGAGGAGGAGUGGACGUCUCCUCUGGGAGGCGUCUCCCCCUGGAACCAGUCGGUGCGUCCAUACAUGGAUGUGGGACUUGGCUUUUGGACGUGAAGAGGACGAGGACGUGCUGCAGCAGAUCUGUUCCUCAGAGUCUCUUGGCCUCCCGUCGUCCUACUGAAGUGCCCUUGAGCCGGACCCUGAGCCAGGAAGGAAGAGAGGAAACCUGAGAGUCGAUCCAUCAUGGACGGGAGGCGGCGUCUUCUGCUCUGCCUCAUGGCGGCAGCAUGUUUCUAUGGCAACGCCGCUCAGAAGACAGUCUGCACCCAAGAGGCUGUGGCCGACAUCGUCUUCUUGGUGGACGGGUCUUGGAGCAUCGGCACCGAGAACUUCGAGCAGAUUCGUCAGUUUCUGUACACGCUGGUCAACAGCUUCGAUGUCGGCCCUGACUUCGUACGCAUCGGCCUGGUCCAGUACGCCAACAAGCCACGCACCGAGUUCCACCUGAACACCCACCAGCACAAGGCUGCCAUCCUCCAGUACAUCAGCAAGUUGCCUUACAUGGGGGGCGGCACCGAGACAGGUCAAGGUCUGGAUUUCAUGCUGAAAGAGCACUUUGUGGAGGACGCUGGGAGCCGGGCGAGCCAGGGCGUGCCGCAGAUCGCCGUGGUCAUCACCGAUGGCAAAUCCCAAGACAACGUGCAUUCCCAUGCCAACAGUCUGAAGAAUAAAGGAAUUGUUUUGUACGCAAUCGGCAUCAAAGACGCAGAUGAAGAUCAGCUGAAAGAGAUUGCAAAUGAGCCGUACAGCCAGCAUGUGUACAGUGUAUCAGACUUUGCAGCUCUGCAGGGAAUCUCUCUGAACAUUGUCCAGACAUUGUGCACAACUGUCGAGGAAGCCAAACGGCAAAUCCUGCAGCUGUCUCAAGAAUGUGCCAAAGCCACAGUGGCAGACAUCGUCUUCCUGAUCGACGGCUCCUCCAGCAUCGGCAUUGCUAACUUUCAGCAAGUUAGGUUGUUUCUGCGAAGCGUCGUCACGGGCCUUGACAUCGGCCCUGACAAGGUUCGCAUCGGCUUGGCUCAGUACAGCGACGAAACAUACCAGGAGUUCCUGCUGAAGGACCACAUGGACAAACAAUCCCUGCUGGCAGAAGUGGACAAGCUUCCCUACCGAACGGGAGGCACACAAACCGGCAAGGCCAUCGACUUCCUCCUGUCACAGUACUUCACAGAGGAGGCCGGGAGCAGAAUCAGCCAACGAGUGCCUCAGAUUGCCGUGGUCAUCACAGACGGGGACUCCACGGAUGACGUGACUUUACCCGCGCAGCGUCUGAGGCAGAUAGGAGUCAUGGUGUUCGGUAUUGGGGUGGGCCAGGCCAACCUCAAGGAGCUCGAGUCCAUUGCUAACCGACCACCGCAGCGCUUCCUGUUAACGAUCGACACCUACGACGCUCUGCACAGGCUGACCGACGGUCUGCUGCAGACUGUAUGCGUCUCCAUGGAGGACCAGAGGCAAGCCUUGGCAGAAAGGUUUGCAGACAUCUUCUUCCUGGUGGACAGCGGCAUGAGCCAAACAGAUUUCCAGCAGGUCAGGACCAUCCUCACUCGACUCACCAACCAACUCAACAUUGGAGCUUCGGCCUACCGUCUCGGCCUGGCCCAGUACGGCUCAGACACCAAAGUGGAGUUUCUUCUCAACGCGUACCAAACCAAAGUAGAAACCAGCAACGCCAUCAAGCGUUUUCGCCAGCGUCGACUUCAAACUGGCGAGUUACGCAACCUGGGCAGCGCGUUGGUGUACGCCAGCGGCAACUUUUUCACGAGCGAGGCGGGAAGCCGGGCGGACCAAGGCUACCGACAGUACCUGGUCGUUGUCAGUGGAAAAGACUCCGAUGAUUCUGUCUUUAAGGCGUCACGUCUGAUCAAGUCAGAAGGCAUCAAUGUGGUCGGAAUAAGCUUCGGUGCAUCAAUGACUGAAAUGCGUACUAUCGCUACUGCACCAUACGUUUAUGACAACUCCCUCAACAUAGUGCCUAAACUGAAGAGCAUCGUUGAAAUGGAGGAGCUGCAGACCGACCUAAGUGGAGACUGCAAAGCUGCCAAUGUGGCAGACAUCGUGUUCAUCGUCGAUGAAUCUGGAAGUAUUGGAGUCACAAACUUCCAGCUGGUGCGUACGUUCCUGCACUCGAUUGUGAGCGGCCUGCAGAUCAGCCAGAAGCGUGUCCGAGUGGGCAUCGUGAUGUACAACACUCAGCCUACGGCACAGGUCUACCUCAACACCUUCACCAACAAGGAUGAACUGCUCAAGUUCAUCAAAAUCCUGCCUUACCGCGGAGGUGGCACCAACACUGGAGCAGCCCUGAAGUUCGUCCGCGAGAGGGUUUUCAUCAAGGACAAAGGAAGCAGGAAAGAUAAGGGUGUCCAGCAGGUGGCGGUGGUGAUCACGGAUGGUGAAUCCCAAGACAAUGUGAGCCAGCCAGCAGCUGAUCUCCGUCGCGCUGGCGUCACUGUUUACUCCGUGGGAGUCAAAGAUGCCAACAAGGCUCAGCUGGAACAGAUGGCGUCUUAUCCUCACAAAAAGCAUGUGUUCAUCGUGGACAGCUUUGCAAAGCUGAAGUCUCUAGAGCAGAGCCUGCAGAAAACUCUUUGCCACAACAUCAUUCGCCAGGCAAUCACGGUCAAUACAAGGAGAACGGGCAUCAAAGAAGGCUGUGUACAAACCGAUGAAGCAGACAUCUUCUUCCUCAUUGACCACUCAGGAAGCAUUUACCCAGCUGACUUCUACGACAUGAAGAAGUUUAUCAUUGAGUUUCUUCACACCUUCCGUAUUGGGCCACAAUACGUCCGCAUGGGGGUGGCAAAAUACGCGGAUGAUCCGAAUCUAGAGUUCGAUCUAACCACCUACUCUGACGAAGCGUCUGUGGAGAAAGCUGUGGAAGAAAUUAAACAAAUAGGAGGUGGAACGGAGACGGGGAAAGCGCUGGCAUUCAUGGGUCAACAUUUUGAUAGAGCCUUAGCCACUCGUGGUCACAAAGUCCCGGAGUACCUGGUGGUCAUCACCGACGGAAAAUCCUCCGAUGAGGUCAAGGUUCCUGCAGCGCAGCUGAGGGCGCAGGGCGUCACCAUCUACGCCAUCGGGGUGAAAAACGCCGACAUGGAGGAGCUGGGGGAAAUUUCCGGUGAUCCCAGGAAGACCUUCUUUGUCAAUAACUUUGAUGCCCUCAAGCCCAUCAAAGACGACAUCAUCACAGACAUCUGUUCCACAGACGCCUGUAAAGACAUUCCAGGAGACCUAAUUUUCUUGAUUGACAGCUCUGGGAGCAUUUAUCCACAAGACUACGAUAAAAUGAAAGCCUUCAUGAAAUCUGUCAUCAGUAAGUCAUUCGUGGGACAGAGCGAGGUUCACGUCGGCAUCAUGCAGUUCAGCACUGUCCAGAAGCUGGAGUUCCCCCUCAAUAGAUACUACAGCAAAGAGGAAAUGUCCACAGCCAUCGACAACAUGCAGCAGAUCGGCGGAGGCACCCACACGGGGGAGGCCAUCACGGACGUGUCUCAGUAUUUCGACCCAGCCAGAGGAGGGCGUCCCGACAUGAGGCAGAGACUGGUGGUGAUAACAGACGGUGAAGCCCAGGAUGAAGUGAAAGGCCCCGCUGCAGCUCUGAGGGCCAAGGGAGUCAUGAUCUACGCCAUCGGAGUGGUGGACGCCAACACCACCCAGCUGUUGGAGAUCAGCGGGUCACCGGAUAGGAUGUACACAGAGAGGGACUUUGACGCCCUGAAGGACUUGGAGAGUCAGGUGGCCCUGGAGCUCUGCGAUCCUGAGAGAGAUUGUAAGAAGACAGAAAAGGCCGACAUUAUUUUCCUGGUCGACGGCUCCACAAGCAUUACCCUGCCCAAGUUCAGGAGCAUGCAGAAAUUCAUGGAGUCGAUGGUGAACCAAACCACGGUCGGCAAAGACCUGACUCGCUUCGGAGUCAUCCUCUACUCCACCAACCCCAAGUCCGUCUUCACCCUGAAUCAGUAUUCCUCCAGAAACGAGGUCGCCAGAGCAAUAGCGGCGCUGAAGUCGCCGUACGGAGACACCUACACCGGCAGGGCUUUGGCAUACUCGUUGCAGUUCUUCGGCGACACAUACGGGGGCCGGGCGGCACUGCAGGUGCCCCAGAUUCUCAUGGUGAUCACGGAUGGAGACGCUACUGACCGAAAUGACCUGGUUGAGCCGUCACUGAAGCUGAGAGACAAGGGGAUCAGCGUCUUCAGUAUCGGAGUGGAAGGAGCCAACAAGACACAGCUAGAGAUCAUGGCAGGUCACGACAAAUCCAAAGUUUUCUACGUCGAUAAUUUUGAUGCCCUUGAAACGCUCUACAAGAACAUCAGUCUCACCCUCUGCAACUCCACCCAGCCAGUUUGUGAAAAGCAGAAGGCUGACCUGGUGUUCCUCAUCGAUCAGUCCGGCAGCAUCUCCCGGGAUGACUACUCCAUCAUGAAGACAUUCACCACAGAACUGAUCAGAAGCUUUAAAGUCAGUGAGGACUUGGUGCGGAUUGGAGUGGCACAGUUCAGCAGCGAUUUCCAGCAAGAAUUAUACCUCAACCAGUUGUACACCGAGGAGGCUGUCUCUGAGCACAUCCUGAAAAUGCGGCAGCUCGGCGGAGGAACGAACAUCGGCCUAGCCCUGGACUCCAUCAUGGGGCACUUUGAGGCGUCACAUGGCAGCCGCCGAUCUGCUGGCAUCUCCCAGAAUCUGGUACUGAUCACGGAUGGCGAGUCCCAAGACGACGUUGAAGAUGCCGCCGACCGUCUCAGAGCUCUGGGAAUUGAGAUUUUCGCCAUUGGCAUCGGAGAUGUGCACGAUCUGGAGCUGCUGCAGAUCACCGGCACCCCGGAGAGGCUGUUCACCGUGCAGAACUUCAACAGCUUGGAUCAGAUCAAGAAAAAGGUGGUGAACACCAUCUGCAAAUCCAAACCUCCCAGAGAUCCGAGCGAAUGCAGCAUUGACAUCGCCAUGGGUUUUGACAUUUCUCGGAGAUCUGCAGCUGCUGGUGAGAUGCUGGUGAGUGGCCACACUAAGCUGCAGACCUUCCUGCCAGAGAUCGCACGUUACGUCUCCUCGGUGCAAGGGUUGUGCUGCGUGGGGCCAGCGCCCAUCAAGACCAGCAUAGGCUACCGCGUGGUGACCGAAGAUGGACGCUUGCUGUACGACUUCAACUUCGAGGAGCACAGCGAGGAGGUGGUGAGGAAGGUCAUGACUUCAAACCUGGCGCAGCCCACCUACUUCAACUCUGCUCUGCUGAAAUCCUUCAGGGACAAGUUCAAGACCGAGUCCAGAGCCGGAGUGAAGGUGCUGGUGAUCUUCUCAGACGGACUCGACGAAGAUGUCAUGAGGCUGGAGUACGAGUCGGAGCAGCUGCGACAGUCUGGCGUCAGCGCUCUGCUCGUCGUGGCCCUGGAGGGCGUUCGAAACACUGCCCAGCUGCAGAUGGUGGAGUUCGGCCGAGGGUUCGGAUACAAGCUUCCUCUGAGCAUCGGCAUGCCGAGCGUCGGCAGCACCAUCCUCAAACAGAUCGACACGGUGUCGGACAGGGAGUGCUGCAACGUCACGUGCAAAUGUUCAGGACAUGAAGGCGUCCGUGGGUCCAGGGGCCCCCCAGGGUCAAAGGGCGUUUCUGGACAGAAGGGUUUCCCCGGCUUCCCUGGGGAGGAGGGAGUCGCUGGGGACCGUGGAAGUCCUGGACCCAGUGGAUCUCAGGGUAUCCAGGGUUGUCCUGGAAUCAGAGGACAGAAGGGAUACCGAGGUAUCCGUGGAAACAGGGGAGAGGACGGAGAGGACGGGCUGAACGGGGUCGACGGAGAACAGGGAGUGACGGGUCCAGACGGAGGUCGAGGAGAAAGAGGCCACGCUGGAAACCCGGGUAUCCCAGGUAUCAGGGGGGAGGCGGGGCCUAAAGGACAGCGAGGACUGAGAGGAGAUCCGGGUCAAGCCGGCGCUGAUAACACCACACCAGGACCCAAGGGAGACGCUGGAAACCCCGGUCCACCGGGCAUACCAGGAGACGACGGCCGGCCGGGGGAAAGCGGAAUCUUUGGAAACCCGGGUCCAAAUGGAAGGAGAGGACCUCCUGGUGAGACGGGAGCCUCAGGAGCACCUGGAGCUCCAGGACUAGAAGGCGUGGCCGGGGCCUCGGGUCCACAGGGUCCCAGAGGCGUCAGAGGUCAACCAGGACCCAGAGGAAUCCCUGGACUCCCCGGACCUCAGGGAGGAGCAGGAGCAGCUGGACCUCAAGGAUCAGCCGGACGUCGCGGGGCCAACGGACAGAAGGGCCAACCAGGAGACCCAGGAGAUAAAGGAGUUCCAGGACCAGAGGGGCCCAGAGGAAUGCCGGGUGAGGACGGCAGGGACGGUUAUGGACCUGCGGGACCUGCAGGAGCAAAGGGAGAUCCUGGUUUCCCUGGUUACCCCGGUCUGAUGGGUGAAGAGGGGUUGAUGGGACCUAAAGGAAAUCCAGGACGGAAAGGGAACCGAGGACGAGGGGGGAACUCGGGCCUGUCGGGGGAGUCGGGAAUCUCCGGAGACCCGGGUUAUCCAGGACACAGGGGGUCCAGGGGUCCUCCUGGAGUCCGAGGGCUGACCGAGUGUCAGCUGAUCACCUACAUCAGAGACAACUGUGCUUGCUCUGCUGAUCGCUCUGCAUGUCCGGCCUUCCCCACCGAGUUGGUCUUUGGCCUGGACAUGUCUGAGGACGUGACACCGGUCAUCUUCGAGAGGCAGCGUUCGGCCCUCCUGUCCCUGCUGGAGGACAUCAGCAUCGCUGAGAGCAACUGUCCGACGGGGGCCCGGGUCGCCGUGGUGGGGUACAACACCUACACCAAGUACCUGAUCCGCUUCCAGGACUACCGCCGCAAGGACCAGCUGAUCGAAGCUGUGAAGAAUAUCGCCCUGGAGAGGACGUCCAACAGGAGGCAUCUGGGCGCCGCCAUGCGCUUUGUGGGUCAGCACGUCUUCAAAAGAGUCCGAUCCGGAGUGAUGAUGCGGAAGGUGGCCGUCUUCUUCUCUGACGGACCCACACAGGAAGUGGAUGACGUCGUCACCGCCGUGAUGGAGUACCGUGGUCUGAACAUUGUCCCGGCCGUCAUCUCUCUGAGGAACGCUCCUAAUGUCAGACGAGCGAUGGAGGUCGAUGACUCGGGGAGGUCCAUGUUCGUGGUGCUGGGUCGGCAGCAGAACCAGGACCAGGAGCUGAGGAGGGUCAAGAACUGUGCCAUCUGUUACGACCCGUGCCGGCGCUCAGAGGAGUGUUCCUUCAUCCAGGAUGAGCAGAGGCCUCAGGAGGUGGAGGUGGACCUGGCCCUGGUGGCGGACAGCUCCAGGGAGGUGCAGGCUGACGAGUACGCCGGCGUCCAGCAGCUGCUGGGCUCCGUGGUGGAGCAGCUGGCCGUGAGCCCUCAGCCCCGCCGAGCCGGCAGCCAGGCCCGAGUGGCCCUAGUCCAGCAGAGCGGCGGCCAGACCCAGGCCGAGUUCAACCUGCAGACCUACCAGAACCAGAAACAGAUGAAGACCUACCUGACCCAGACCAUGAGGCAGCAGGGCGGCUCCUCGCUGCUGGGUCAGACCCUGGACUACACCCUGAAGGAGGUGCUGCUGCAGGCCAGCCAGCCCCGCAGGAGGAGGGCUGUGCUGACCGUGGUGAGCACCCAGACGGCCUGGGAAGACCGGGCCAAGCUGCACUACGUCUCCCAGAAGGCCAAGUAGGGGGUGGCGCUGUUCGUGGUGGCGCUGGGCAAUCGCUACAACCGGACCCAGGUGGAGGAGCUGGCCAGUCUGCCGGUAGCACAGCACCUGGUCCACGUCAGCAGACUGAAGGAGGAGGAGCAGGGCUACGUCCAGCGCUUCUUCAGAGCCUUCCUCUCCACCCUCAACAAGGGAAUGAACUCGUAUCCUCCUCCUGCUUUUAAAGCAACAUGUGACAACCUGAGUGGACAAGAUGGAGGACAGACGUUCACCUUGAGUCAGGGAACAGCAGACCCGGGCGAGUUCGAGACGUUUCAGGAGCAGACGGGAGGAGGACAGACUCAGGUCGAUCAGCUGGACGUCAUCGACACUCUGACCCGCGGAGACACACAGAUAUUUGUCUCCGACGCCAACGACCGGUGUCAGCUGGACGCUGAUAUCGGCGUCCUGUGUAAGGACGAAUAUGUCCAGGUUUGGUACUUUGACUCACUCGUCGGUGCAUGUUCUGCCUUCUGGUUUGGCGGCUGUGGCGGAAACGCCAACCGCUUUAAGUCAGAACAGGAAUGUUUCCGGACGUGUGGCGUUCAGAAUCCAGGAUUGGCCGUAGAGACUCACCUGACCAGCUUCGUCUCUAAAGACGCCUGCUUCCUGCCCCAGGACCAGGGCGACUGCCAGAAAUACUCCAUGAUGUGGUUCUUUGACACCGAGCAGAACGAAUGCGCUCGCUUCUGGUGGGGCGGCUGCGGCGGCAACGCAAACCGCUUCAAGACGCAGUCGGAGUGUGAAAACCUGUGUCUGACCAAGAGUCGAUGAGGAGCAGGAGGAGCAGGAGGAGCAGGAGGAGCAGGAGGAGCAGGAGUCCACAGCACCAACAUGUAUCAGGAAAUCUUUUUAGGAAACACGAGUCCUCAAGGAGAAUCCUGACGCGUCGGGUGGAACCAGCUGGACGCUGUGUCAGGUCUUUGGACACGUGUUUGAUUCCUUGAGCACUUGAGCUCAUCAGAAAACUCUUCUACUGUUGGACUAAACAUGGCCGACGUGUCUUCAGGUAUUUUUCUUUUUGUCUCUCUCCAGAUCAGGUGCUAUUGAACCAAGAGUUGAUUGGAAUGAUCGAAGCCUCAAGGCCGACAUUAAAGAGUGUUUCUGUGAA
Molecule: messenger RNA, 8875 nt
Organism: Mugil cephalus (flathead mullet)
Lineage: Eukaryota; Metazoa; Chordata; Actinopteri; Mugiliformes; Mugilidae
Product: collagen alpha-6(VI) chain-like
Molecular function (GO): serine-type endopeptidase inhibitor activity
Source: RefSeq, a predicted model, not a curated record